AUGCAUCCGACUGUGCGCGAAUCAAGCUCAUUAGAUACUGUGGAAUCUCCCGGCACCCCCGGAAUCACUGAUUCACAAGAAGGGGCCGUGGUCCUCCAAGCCGAUGGCUGUGGUCACAAGAACGAAAUGUCAAGGUUGCACUCAUUACCACAAAUCUCGAGUGGAGGACCACUCUCUCCUAGGACUGUUCAAAAGGCUGGAACCCGAGCAAAAAACGUCAAAAAGCACUCGAUUUCCAACGACUGGCCUCAUGCAAUUACGGCCCAAUACACUCGGACUCAUUUCACUGGAUUCGCUGCCGCCAUUCACAAGCAUCCACCGCCUGUUCCUCCCGGACUCCUUAAAAUAACGCAACAUAUUCCAACCACAGGCAUGGUCAAAACAAUGCUCCGCUUGGUCCCACCGGAGGCUUCAAAGUUUGGCUCUCUCGGUACAUGCCUGACUAUUGAAAAGAGACGCAAACAGGCCACGCUUAUUUGUCCGAGCCCAUCCACAGCAAUACCCGUCGGUCAGCGUCGGGCUGGAUUCGGAGCGCCAAAGAUGGUUGUAUUUGAUGAAGUAUUCUCCGAGCAGGAGGCAACGGGUGAUAUCUGUGCUGCGGCGCUACCAGACAUCAUUCAGGCUGUGGUCAGCGGUUCCGAUUGCUGUCUCAUCGUUUUAACCAAUUGUCGGUCAAACCAUGGAGGGAUCAUAACCGGCAGCGACAAACCUUCCACGGACCUCGGCAUCAUUCCAUGCUCAAUUUCGUGGUUGUUCAAGUUAAUUGCAGAACAAAAGGAGCAAACGGGGGCGCGGUUUUCCGUUCGCGUAUCUGCCUUGGAAGUGGACGGCCAGGAUGCGCCUGAAGUAGCAAUCGCUUCCGAUGCAUUGGGAGCACAUCCACCUGGUUUGUAUUUACGUGAAGAGUCAGUAGCGAGAUCAUCCAUGGAAAACCAAAGUGAACUGAGAGCUCCGACCCCGGAGAAGGCAGCGUUCUAUCUCGAUUCUGCGCUGAAUGCCAGGGCUCGGGCAAACAAGCAGCAUGCAACAGCACUCGUUCAGUCCGACGCAUUGCAUACUUUGUCCGAUCUCCAGACCUCAAACCUAAACACUUCCCACUUUUUCUUCACACUUCAUCUGUAUCAAUAUCGAAUUGAAAAGUGUGGUGGCAGUUCCGAAGUUUCAGGUGGUCGCAGUCGCCUUCAUCUGAUCGAACUUGAUGCCCGCUGUCCCGAUGCGCGAGACGUAGCUUCUGCUGUUUCAAGAAUAUCUACCUCAAAUACUCCAUCUUCGGCAUCCCCACCCAUCACAACAUCGUCCAGAAUGACGAAGACGAAACUGUCAACUGACUCCAUCAUUUCAGUUAUCCUUUCCAUCUUGAGUGGUCAAACCUACACUCCCUACCGUCACAGUCCUUUGGCACGUCUUCUACGUGACUGUUUAGGAGGCGUCGACUGCCAACACUGUAUUGUAAUCGAAGCCUCGUCCGGUGCUCAUCAUUACGCGGAAAACUUGCAGGGAGCGAGAUGGCUCAAGUGGUUAGAGCGCAAAUUUACUGACCGCAGGUUCCGUGGUUUGCGAACCCGACCUCUCCCUCUCGACUUCCCCUGUCUAGGCUUGGGCAACCUGGCAGUAUCCCAGCCCUCGUGCAACCUUUGGGUGACGUGGCAGUUAGGCACCGAAAGACUUCUCCAGCUCGUCCAGCGGGUUCAACACCACCGAAAACGACGUAAUCCAUCCAGACUUGUAUCGGUCGGGUCUGAGAUGAGCGGCACUGCGGAAAAACCCUCUCAUGGCACCAGUUCAGAGGGUAGCUCAUCGUGUGACAGCUUCGGUCUAAGACGAGCAAACCGAACUCGAAUACAUACAGGCCCAUACUCAGUCUCUAGGCGAUCAGCCUUUCACAGGACCAAGGCUGGAAAAAGAAAAUCAAAUGUACUCAACGGUACGCAUUCGUCCGAACGGGACUACACGUCAAGCAGUGAGCAGUCUUGUGAUACAGUGAUAUUUCUUGGGCGAAAUGAAUAUCACGGAAGCAUGGCAGCGGAGGUAGAGUCUCAGCAAUCCAAACCGGGUCUAUGCAGAAUUAUCAGUGGUCCCCUUGGAGAGACGCAGCCAGACAAUGUUGACAGUGGACUUCCGAACCAGUUAAGUGGAAAUUCCCUUCCAAGCGAUGCAACUCAGGCGCCAGCAGGUUCGGGAGAUUGCAGCGAGAUUAAGGCGUCCACAAAAGAGAGAACUGAAGGACGUGUGAAAACGAUCAUGGAGCUCAGGCGCGCCAAUCCCCGUGGAAAUAUCCACGCCUGGUCCAGAGCAGCUGUGAAAAAUGCCAUUGAAACAUUGAGUACACAAAAGGAACAAUGGGUUGAUGGGCCGAAAGCGAAUUUCAGUCCAAAGAAGUUGAUGAACGCGGAACCGAUUCAAAUGACAUGUCAAUCGCGCACCACAAAAAGGGAGUGUCCGACAAUCGAAGAUAAGAAUACUCACUCAGAAGCGACUACCGAUCGAUGGCCAGUGGAAGAUUGUUCAGCUCAGUGUGAAGCUUAUGGCGAUCGAAAUAUCGAUUUCAGCGAGAGCUCCACACCCCCUUGCCUAUCAACCGGAAUCAAAGCGCACACUUUUUCACAAGCACAUGAUUAUGGGUUGUAUGGCAGCCCGCAUCCACCUGACGGAAGCGCCGUCGAUACAGGUGGUCAAGGAUUUUUGCAAACAUUCAGUGGCACACAAGAGAUAACGGAACACUCCUCGGGAGUCAAACCAUGUGCACAGUGUGACCGGUCAACAGCGAAUGAAGUCCCUAACGAAUUAGCAUGUUCAGGGACGGAUGCACUGGCGACAAGGAGCAGGUCAAUAUUUGGACCUCUUGCCACAAAUCUAACGAGAACCAGAGCGCAGGAGGCAGAUAUAUCUAUCCAAAAUGAUUUGACUGUCGAAGGAUCAAACCGUGCGAGUCCUGGGUCACAUGAGCAGCACUACGAAAAGUCAUCCUACCACACACACAGCUCCCUGAACUUCAACCCAUUUGUUGCCGAGUGGCUCAAAAAACAUCGUGUUCUGACGAGUUCGACUGAAGUAGAUGAACAAUACGCAGAAAAGGUGGCAGAAAUGAAGUCGUCAAAUGACGAAGCUCGCAAAGUUCAAAAUGGUCACGCCCACAUGGACCAUCCAACCGCUAUUCCCAGUUAUCUCAUUGGUGGUCCCACUGCCGAGGCUGAAAAGGCCAUCAGUCGGCCAUACGUAUCUACUGCUCAACCGGAAAGACGUGAAACAGUUUGUCAGAAGUGCACUAAGCUAGCAAGUCAGAAGCCAAACAGGAUAAUACCAACUGGAGAAAUAUGCGACACUGAUGACCACUUUUCAUCAAAAGAAAUCAACUCAAACUUUGCUCGCAUAGCCAAGUGGGUAAAGUCAGUUGCGAUGGAAACUGGCGACACGACAGUAGCGGAACAGCGAGGAGGAAAGAUAACGUCGAAUGAUGGCGCUUGCUUGCUGAACCCAAUUCAAAAUCCAAAUCAACCUGAGGGAACUAAGAUGCGAGUCUUCAGGUUGUUGUUCCCCACCGGACUUUCAAACGAUAAAACACCCACGACCUAUUUGCAUGCAAACACGUUCAGCACACAAAACGCUAUUCCUCAAAAAGAAACAGAACCAAUCCAAUCAGCCACAGGAAUUCCUGUUCCGUGUGUUCCCACCCUGUUCCCUGAUCACCACCGAUAUCGUCGAGGAAGAUCUGUACCCCCCAGAGGACUCAAACAAUCUGGCACUCGUCAACUACCCAGUCAAGCUACGCUGCACACACUGCCUUCGAACGAUAUGUCCACGACACAUCCAAAUAUUCUGAGCUCCGAAGUUCCAGUCACCAGAGAACAAGGUGAUCUCCCAGGAUCUCUGGAACUACGUCGUCCAGAUGGUUCAUCUAAUCCACACCUUCACCUCCAAGAGCAAGGACUAAGUGCUGAUAUAUUGCCGAGACACCUAGAAAACCAACCGAUGCCGCUUUGUACUAAACACUACCAACAUCCCCGAUGCAAGCAUUUUACUUUCUGCGGCCCCAAAUAUAAAACAGUUGGCACAAAGCAUGUAGUGGGACACGGGUCGGAGGAUGAAAUCUAUGCUUCCAUCCAACCCUCAUUCCUUUGUGCAAAUAUACAUUACAGUUUACAAAAGAAAUAUCGUUCUCCGGAAUUCGGCAAACACUUGGUGCGACCCAACGAAAAAACGAAGAUGUACGAAAAACAAGUCUCUCUUGAAACACCCACAGCUCGACGAAGGCCUAGAAGUUAUUGUUCUUCGUUGAAUAGUGUUCAUUCUGAUGAAACAGGUAUCUGUAAUCCACAGGCUAGACAUCCUUCCGACCAACCUUUUGAACUGGUUGAAAAGCACGUGGUGAUCAUUGGUACAAAAUCAAGAAACACCAAAGAAGCACGUUCCAAGUCCUCCAAGGGUCGUCUGGGCUUUCUAACUAGCCCGUUGUUUGGAAAAAGAAGAGAAAAAGUACACGAUGCUAUUCAGAAAACCGGGACUCCUGACAACGAGAAGCAGCGACAACUGAGAAGUAACAAGGCAAACCCACAUACGGCACAAAUCCAUGCACCCCGACUAUCGACUGCAGCGCCUACUAGCCUGGAUUUCAGGCCAGCGGAAACAAGUCCAUUCAAACAACAGGCGAUUCACACAUCUGUGAGAAUAGCAGAGGUUGGAAUGCAACAUGAGUGCGCAACUCGCCGUAUGUGUGCGGAAGGAACUGAAUUGUCCUGUUCACGUAUACCUUCCCAUUCAUCUCGGAAGAUGCACUCUACCAGGUGGCCGGAUAUGACGCAUGGCAGUCCGAAAUUCUCGUCCAAGCAGUCAAGUAGCGGUCACGGGAGCGAAUGCAGCAGCAAUCCUUAUCCACAAGUUGGAACAGAGAUCAAUGAGGGAUUUUCGUGCCCGGGUCACCAGUAUCAGUGCCCACACUAUCGGCGGCCUAAUCGAGCACGCCACAGUGAGUCUAACCAAGUCGGUUCAACUACUGUGGCCAAACAUCGAUGUCGGAUUUGCUUCCACCGAAGGUGUGACUGUGCCACUGAGGUUGGCAUGAAAUUCGGUACACUGAGUGAGCACAAGACUAUUCGAUGUGGUUUGUAUGGUAGAAACGUAACGCGUUGCAGUUCAAAUCGGACGGACUGCAAAAUUCCCUUGGAACCAUAUCGCAAGUAUUCAGUAACCGAUUCUGUUGGGGUUGGUGCCAUGAUCACAGAAUCAAACGGUAAAAAUCGGACCCUGGCAUCUCCGAGUGUGAAAUCAUCUGUGAUCACACAGAAUUCCGUUGGAGUGAGAGUUGGAGGAGGCCAUACGAGCAGUGGAUAUGAAAGUAUUGUUCGUGACAGCGAAGUCUCAUCGCACGCUGACUCAACAAGUGGCAGUUCUGUUGGCUGUCAGGCUGAGGCGAUCUGUAGUGAGCACCCUUCGGCUGUUCCUGCAACCAAGGGUGAGAAGACGCACGACGUCAACCGCCCUACUCCCUCAUCUGCAUUCCCGUCCGAUUCGACGGGAAAACAGGAUCUGAAUUCCGAGCGACAUGAUGGACAAUUCGCCAAUUCCAACUGUUCCCCUGCUUCCCGAACCAUGACAAACGGGCAACAAGCUGUGACAGCAAACGUUGUGAAUCCACAAAACAGCAACUGUCUGUCUGCCUCCUCGUCCUCGUCAACGUCACGUCGCAGCCAUUCAGCUCCACCGUGUUCUGAAGACACUUCCGAGGCGACAACAAGCAGUCCAAUUAGUGUUCGUUACGUGCCACCAAAGGCUACCACCACAGUCGUCUCUUCACUGACCACAAGUGUGGAAAAUUCCGGGGCCGGUAAAACGGACGAACCAAGUGUAGUGACAAAUGAGACACAUCAAGAAGAAAUUCAGGAAAUGCUCCGACAGAUACGUUAUGAGAGGAUUUAUGACUUGCUAGCGCAGCAAGAUACCCUUAAGAUGGAACUGAUGAAGGCUAAGGACCGUCUGAUGGUUGAUCCAGCUACUUGGAGUUUUGACGUGUGCGUAGCCGAGCAAAUGGAUCCGGAUGAUGAGGGUUUCCUUGAUGCACUAGAGCUGGAAACCGAAAUUCUCCAAAAGCGAGUCGACGCAUGCAAAUCGAGGGUGAUGCUUAUCACUUGCUUUGAUAUCCGCACAGAGGCAGAGAUUAGUCAACCUUCAACUAUAACAACCAGCAGUUCCGGGUUUUAAAGUCGACGGAUUUGUGGCAACUCUCCGCAUGUCCACAUACCGCCUCAGUGUUGCCGGUGAAUCUUGCUGGCUAUUCAUCCAUCUACGUCGAUUUCUAAUUUUCGGAUUUCCACUCCUUUCUACUGGCUUUGUAAACUGCUGUGUCCGUCAACAAAGGUUCACUUUUUGUGUUUUAUAGUAAUUUUUUGUUUAUAAACACCCCACCACAUGCCUGUGUCGAACGUUCCGAUCAUGCAGAUCUAUUCCACUCAGUGUAUUCGGCUGCUGGAAGCAAGCCACGGUUUACCUUUUCGAACAGAUACUGAAUAUUUUGCUCCGAAAGAUGUACAUUUAUUGCCCCUUCUGUAAAUAAGUAACACUU
Messenger RNA from Opisthorchis viverrini, 6556 nucleotides. RefSeq lists its product as hypothetical. The record is from RefSeq and is a predicted model, not a curated record. Gene Ontology annotation, molecular function: microtubule binding; microtubule motor activity; ATP binding. NCBI's taxonomy places the organism in Eukaryota, Metazoa, Platyhelminthes, Trematoda, Opisthorchiida, Opisthorchiidae. The transcript has 18 exons. Gene Ontology annotation, biological process: microtubule-based movement. The coding region runs from base 1 to 6195 and encodes 2064 amino acids.